Messenger RNA from Drosophila teissieri, 1445 nucleotides. Its product is annotated as transcription factor Ouib. Gene Ontology annotation, molecular function: DNA-binding transcription factor activity; RNA polymerase II cis-regulatory region sequence-specific DNA binding; zinc ion binding. The coding region runs from base 56 to 1432 and encodes 458 amino acids. Gene Ontology annotation, biological process: regulation of transcription by RNA polymerase II. The transcript has 4 exons. The record is from RefSeq and is a predicted model, not a curated record. Gene Ontology annotation, cellular component: nucleus. NCBI's taxonomy places the organism in Eukaryota, Metazoa, Arthropoda, Insecta, Diptera, Drosophilidae.
GAAGAAGCACCCAUUAAUAAAGCAAGGAAUUUUGGCUCGAAAACAACUCUCGAAAAUGACGCCACAAUGCCGGUUGUGUGGAGAUUUAAUAUACACCCAAAAUCCAGUAAGCAUAUUCGAUAAGCGCAGUAAAACGGUCAGGCAAAUCGCUUUGGUGACGGGCGUUUGGCUCACUGAUCAUUCGAAGCUGCCCAGAUAUAUGUGCUCCUGCUGCCUGCUGAGCCUGAAAAGCGCCAUUGCCUUCAGGCACGUCUGCAUCAAGACCAACAAUCGGCUGACGAUCCAGCGUCGAAGCCUGGAACUGGAAGCCAAAGAUGACGCCUGCUGGGAUGAUCCGCUGAGCGACGCGCACGAGGUGCUGAAAAUCAACAAUGCGGAAGUCGAGCAGGAAGUGCUGUACGAGGAGUCCUAUGCGGAUAAGGAGGGACUGGAGGAGGAGCACGAUAUGUACAAGAAGGAGGAGGAGGAUGAGCAGGAGGAAUUUGUGGAGAAUGACCGCUAUUUACCCGACGAUGAGGAGAUGCUGGAGGAUGAGCGAGAGACACAGCAAGAUGAUGAGGAUAUGGUGGAUAAAAAGAAAGCAAGGGACGAUGAGGAGGAGUCUCAGCAAAAUGAGGAGUCACAGCAAGAAGAGGAGGAGUCACAGCAAGAUGAGGAGGAGUCACUGCAAGAUGAGGAGGAUUCACAGCAGGAUGAGGAGCAUUCACAACAGGAUGAUGACGACGAGCUUUGGAAAAACGAAGAUGACGACUACGAUACAGAUGAUGAUGAUGAUGAUAUAUCAUAUACCCCAGGCAAACCUCUUCAAUCGGACCUCAAGAAAGAUAAAAAGCCGCCUCGAAAAUACACUAGAAAGUCACUAAAAUCCGAAUCAUCUCCCAAAAACGAAGACACCGACUUUCUGAAACCUGCGAAAAAAAAAAGAAAAACAUAUGUAAGCCAAAAGGUCCACGUCUGCGAUCAUUGCGGCAAGAAAUUCACCGACAAGGGCAAUUUCAACCUGCACGUGCUUAGGCACUCUGGCGUCAAGCCCUUCGAGUGUCCGGAAUGCGGCCAAAAGGAGUUCAACAGGUACAUCCUGAACAUUCACAUUCGGGUGAAGCACCGCGGAGAAAAGCCCUACGCCUGCCAAUUCUGCGGCGAGCAAUUCGUACACAGUACUAUGCGAUCUCGCCACGAAAACCGGGUGCACCGGAAUAGAAAGACACCAAAGAACUUCAAGUGCAAUUACUGCGACAAGCGAUUCGAGUCGAACUACCAGAGGGCCAAGCACGAGGUCGUCCACACCGGCGAGCGCAACUUCCACUGCGAGGUGUGCAAAGUGUCCUUCACGCGGAACUCGAACUUGAAGACCCACUACCGAUCCAGGCUGCACCAAAAGAGGGAGACCGCAGCGAGUGUUAAGUCCGAGAACGAUUCCAAAAAGAAAUGAGGUACAAAUAGUU